Molecule: messenger RNA, 908 nt
Organism: Aspergillus japonicus CBS 114.51
Lineage: Eukaryota; Fungi; Ascomycota; Eurotiomycetes; Eurotiales; Aspergillaceae
Product: uracil phosphoribosyltransferase
Exons: 3
Coding region: 1-681 (226 amino acids)
Source: RefSeq, a predicted model, not a curated record
AUGAGCCUCCCCUCCAACGUCCACGUCUCCUCCCACCCCCUCCUGCAGGCCAAACUCUCGCAACUGCGCUCCGCCUCCACCUCCACCCGCCAAACCCGCGAUCUCGUCCACGAGAUCGCCACCAUUCUGGGCGUGGAAGCGUUUGCGUCUGGCUGGCAGACGAAGCAAGAUGGAACGGACCAAACCCCCCUCGGCAUCGAAUACCCAACCACGACCAUCGACCCCUCCAACAUCGCCUUGGUGCCCAUCCUGCGAUCCGGACUAGGGAUGACCGACGCAAUCAACUCCCUCCUCCCCACCAGCAUCCCCAUCUACCACCUAGGCCUCUUCCGCGAGCGCCUGACCCUGCAACCGGUCGAGUACUACAACAACCUGCCCUUCCACAACGCCCGCAGCGCCAACCCCGCCGCGGCCGACACGGCCAUCCUGCUGGACCCGAUCAUCGCGACGGGCGCCACGGCCGAGGCGGCCAUCCAGCUGCUGCGCGAGUGGGGGGUGCGGCGCGUCGUGAUGCUGAGCGUGCUCGGCUCCGAGGCGGGGAUCCGGCGCGCGGCGGGCACGUGGGCGGACGGGGUGGAGGUGUGGACGGGCGCGGUGGAUGCGCGGUGCGAUGAGCGCGGCAUGAUCGUGCCUGGGUUGGGGGAUAUUGGGGAUCGGUUGUUUGUGGCGAUUGGGAAGUAGGUUCCCUCUUGGGGAGGAAUUGGGUUUAGGUCUGGGUGGUGGACACGGGGGGGAUUGUCGGUGUGGUGUGGGUGGCUUUGCAUUGGCAUUGGCAUUGGCAUAGAUAAAUGAGGUGAGCAAGGUUCGUCACGAAUUGUUAUGGCAAAGAUUGGGGAAGAGAAUGCAUUAUGAGUAUGAACAUGAUACAGACUAUCCCUUGGAACUCCGCAUGAAGCAUGAAAGACCAC